This is a messenger RNA of Castor canadensis (American beaver), 2254 nucleotides long. RefSeq names its product pescadillo ribosomal biogenesis factor 1 (gene Pes1). Gene Ontology annotation, cellular component: nucleolus; PeBoW complex. NCBI's taxonomy places the organism in Eukaryota, Metazoa, Chordata, Mammalia, Rodentia, Castoridae. Gene Ontology annotation, molecular function: RNA binding. Gene Ontology annotation, biological process: maturation of LSU-rRNA from tricistronic rRNA transcript (SSU-rRNA, 5.8S rRNA, LSU-rRNA); ribosome biogenesis. The record is from RefSeq and is a predicted model, not a curated record.
GGGGGGGUCCUCGAGGUCCUGCGCAGGGCACGUACAGGAGGAAGUGGCGCUGUCUGUCCGCGCGGCGCUCGUAGGCUCCUCAACGUGGAGCCAUGGGAGGCCUGGAGAAAAAGAAGUAUGAACGAGGCUCUGCCACCAAUUACAUCACUCGCAACAAAGCCCGGAAGAAGCUGCAACUGAGCCUGCCUGACUUCAGGCGGCUGUGCAUCCUGAAGGGCAUUUAUCCCCAUGAACCCAAACACAAGAAAAAAGUUAACAAGGGCUCCACAGCAGCCCGAACUUUUUACCUCAUCAAAGACAUCAAGUUUCUUCUCCAUGAGCCCAUUGUCAACAAAUUCCGGGAAUACAAGGUGUUCGUCCGGAAGCUCCGGAAGGCCUAUGGGAAGAGCGAGUGGAGCACUGUGGAGCGCCUGAAGGACAACAAGCCUAACUACAAGCUCGACCACAUCGUCAAGGAGCGGUACCCCACGUUCACCGACGCUCUGCGGGACCUGGACGACGCCCUGUCUAUGUGCUUCCUCUUCUCCACCUUCCCACGGACGGGCAAGUGCCACGUGCAGACCAUUCAGCUGUGCCGCCGGCUCAGCGUGGAGUUCCUCCACUACGUCAUUGCCGCCCGUGCCCUGCGCAAGGUCUUCCUGUCCAUCAAAGGCAUUUACUACCAGGCGGAGGUGCUCGGGCAGCCCAUUGUGUGGAUCACACCCUACGCCUUCUCCCAUGAUCACCCGACAGACGUCGACUACAGGGUUAUGGCUACCUUCACCGAGUUCUACACCACCCUGCUGGGCUUCGUGAACUUCCGCCUGUACCAGUCCCUUAACCUCCACUACCCACCGAAGCUCGAAGGUCAGGCCCAGACAGAGACGAAGGCCAGUGAGAGCACCUAUGCAUUGGACUCCGAGAGUUCUCUGGAGAAACUGGCAGCCCUCAGUGCCAGCCUUGCCCGUGUGGUCGUGCCCGCUGCAGAGGAGGAAGUCGAGGCUGACGAGUUUCCUGCCGAUGGGGAGGUAUCGGUGCAGGAGGAGAACCGCAGGAAGGAGCUGGAGGCGCAGGAAAAGCACAAGAGGCUCUUCGAGGGCCUGAAGUUCUUCCUGAACCGUGAGGUGCCGCGGGAGGCCCUGGCCUUUGUCAUCAGGAGUUUUGGAGGGGAUGUGUCCUGGGACAAAUCUUUGUGCAUCGGGGCCACCUAUGACAUCACAGACUCCAGCAUCACCCAUCAGAUUGUUGACCGGCCUGGGCAGCAGACCCCUGUCAUUGGCAGGUACUAUGUGCAGCCCCAGUGGGUGUUUGACUGUGUGAAUGCCCGGCUGCUCCUUCCUGUAGCAGAGUACUUCCCCGGGGUGCAGCUGCCCCCACACCUUUCGCCCUUCGUGUCUGAGAAGGAGGGAGAUUAUAUCCCGCCCGAGAAGCUGAAGCUGCUGGCUCUGCAGCGGGGAGAGGACCCAGGAAGCCUGAAAGAGUCAGAAGAGGAGGAGGAGGAGGAGGAGGAGGAGGAGGACAAUGAAGGUGAUGGUGAUGAAGGGGGAGAGAUUGAAGAGGAGGAGGAGGUGGAGUCCGGCUCUGAAAAGGAGGAAGAGACCUGCCUGGCAGCCUUGGAGGAGCAGAGGAUGGAGGGGAAGAAGCCCAGAGUGAUGGAGGGCACAGUGAAGCUGGAGGACAAGCAGCGGCUAGCCCAGGAGGAGGAGAGCGAGGCGAAGCGCCUGGCCAUCAUGACGAUGAGGAAGCGAGAGAAGUACCUUUACCAGAAAAUCAUGUAUGGGAAGAGACGGAAAAUCCGAGAGGCCAACAAACUGGCAGAGAAGCGGAAAGCCCACGAUGAGGCCGUGAGAUCUGAGAAGAAGGCCAAGAAGGCAAGGCCGGUGUGAAUUCCCGUGGUCCCUUACCGGGCCGAGGCCAACUCCCAGCAGCCAGACCAGCAGGAGCAUGCCAGUGGAUCAAAGCUUGGUGACAGACCAGUCACCUCUUCUCGUACACUCUCCCCAGCCCCUGCUGGCCUGGCGCCCUCGUGCUCUCUGGCUGGGUGUGUGGCAGUCCUACUCUCCUUCGGACAGAGCUCCGUGCUGAUGGCUGGGCAGAGAAGCCUCUGUUCCCAACCCAGUUCUGUGCUCCCAUGGGUCUGUGGCAUGGGGGCAAGGGGUGACCCAGCUUUCACUUGCUGGCUUGUUCACCCUAACUUUCCAUAACCCUACCUAUGCUGCUGGACCCAGUUCUCAGGGUGCUGUGAUGGGGUAAGGGUGGGGAGCUUUCAUUAAAU